AUGGACGGUUUCCAAAACUAUUGUCUCGUCUGCGAGCGCCUGAUCGUGCCGCCCGCCGACCCCGAGGCUGAGAAGGCGGUCAAGUCGCCGUCAAAGAAGAAGGCUGCCGGAUCCAUCAGGAUACGGAAUCCUGACGGUACCACGACGACGCGCACUGCCAACGGUGUCAAGCACACCAAGCUUGCGCCGCGUCGCCCGGCGUCGACGAAGUCCCAACCGACGACGAGCAAGUCGGACACUGACGUAACCCACCCCGACCUUUUGGCGGUUCCUGCCGGCGGCGACUCGCCUUCUGCCGAAAAGGUCGUUCAGCCAGUGUUCACUUCGACGAUCUACUGCUCAGAGGCGUGCCGUGACCAGGACUACGGAUCAAGUCAUCAGACCUACGAGGACUUUGUUCGCGUCUUCGGCAACCCCGAAGUGGCUACGCUGCGCAGCAUGCCUGCCGUCGCCCCUCCUUCGCCGAUUCUUGGCUCUGACACGGAUUCGUCGGCUUCUGUCUCUGGACUUCUCGCCCCGCUGUCAUCUACGCCCACCACGACCGACACUGUCUUCUCCGACACGGCUUCGGUGCCCAAGGGCAUGGACUACUUCCGCAUGGGCCGAAGACAGUCUGACGACUGGAAGGAGCUUGAGCGCAAGCGCCGCUCUUCGAUGAACACGACUCCCAUCACUGUCACGUCUGUUCACAUCCAGCUGCAGAUGUCUCGCCAGCGCUCGAGCGCCAGCCGUUCCGCUGCCUCGGCUGCUUCGAGCGACUCGCUCUCCUCCCUGUGGCAGGACCAGGAGAUGCACCGCACCAUGUCCCUGAGCGGUGCAGUGCGCUCCAUGGCCCCGAUCCACCAGGAGGGACGUCACAUGUCGACCUCGUCUGAGGGCGGCGGCAACGCCGCUGGUCCCCGUCCUUUCGCGCGAAGCAAUUACUCGCAGUCGUCGCUCGCUGGCAUGACCUCGCCUACCGGAUCUGGCUACGUUCUGCCCGCCCAGGUCGGAUCUGCGCCUUCCGCCACGGCCUUCCUCAUGCACACCUACGCGUCCGCCUUCCCCGCUCGGGAUAUGACGAUCUCGCCGUCGCUGCGUGCUACUCCCAUUCCGGGCAGUGUCACUCCCGACAACCGUCACUCGGUCCUUGCCUCUCCUGGCAACGGCACCGUGCGCGGAUCGUACACCCCGAGCCGCUCGCGCACCAACUCGGGCGCGACCUGGGAUGCUUUCGGCAAGGCUGAGGUCCGUGAGCGUCAGCGCGUCGCCCGCAAGUACUCGAACGCUUCCGAGGUCGACUCGGUUGCCUCUUCCAUCCCCCGUGAGGCUCCCUCGUCACUCGACCUGCACCGCGUUCGCGGCCGCGGCGAGAGCAACAAGGACGUGACUCCCACUCAGUCUCUUGAGAUGGAGAACGGUGGCUGGCAGAUCCGUUACGGCCACCGCUCGGCGAGCCGCUCCCGCUCUCGCUCUCGCUCGCGCACCCGUGAGGGCCGUGUCCCUCCCUCGCCCGCCCUCGGCACCAAGGCCAUGUCCAUCGCCCUCCCGAUUCCCCCUCGUGCCACGAAGGCUUCGUCUGUCUCGAAUGGCGUCUCCGCUGCGUCUGCGACUCGCUCGGCUUCGGGCACGGGCACUCCCCGCACGCCCCAGUCUCGCCUCCGCCGCGAGUCGCGCCCGACCCGCCCCCAAUCGUCGAACGCGCUGCCCGACCUCGCCGCACUCCGCAUUGGCGCCUCGUGUGCCGCGGACACGUGUGUCUCGACUGAGACUGCGGCCGGUCGCUCUGUACCCCGCGCCGGUUUCGACUGGGGUGCGUCCGAGCACAAGACGUACGAGCUCCCCAAGGGCGUCGUUGUCAACCCCAACAAGGGGCUGUUCUACUUCAAAGCAUGA
Molecule: messenger RNA, 1875 nt
Organism: Trichosporon asahii var. asahii CBS 2479
Lineage: Eukaryota; Fungi; Basidiomycota; Tremellomycetes; Trichosporonales; Trichosporonaceae
Exons: 2
Coding region: 1-1875 (624 amino acids)
Source: RefSeq, a predicted model, not a curated record